Molecule: messenger RNA, 864 nt
Organism: Glarea lozoyensis ATCC 20868
Lineage: Eukaryota; Fungi; Ascomycota; Leotiomycetes; Helotiales; Helotiaceae
Exons: 3
Coding region: 1-864 (287 amino acids)
Source: RefSeq, a predicted model, not a curated record
AUGUGUAGAGCCCCACGGCAAGACGAUCGCAGUUUUGGUGAUAGUCUCGACACUCAUGCCGCUGCCAACGCAGCCGGUGAUUUCACGAACUAUGGAUGGAAACUUCUGGAUGUUGGCCAAAUAGACAACGCAGCCAGGGGACAGGGUAAAAACCAGUACGCUAGCUUCGAGCUCAAUCCCCAAACAUUCUACGAGACAAUUAGCUACGGUACCUUGCUCACGAUGCUCAGAUAUUGCAUGAAAGUCAUCUGUUCCAAUUCAUGGGAAGAUUCAACAGUCAAAUAUCAAUAUGCUUUGUUCGGCUCAACCAAUUUUGGAGAUAAUUUCGGAAACGCAUUGAGCCGAUUUAUGAAGGAUUAUGGAAAUGUAAAGCGCAAGGAUGCUCACCUUGAACCAGCUUGUUCAGUAGGGCAUGUAAUCAGAAAGAGUAUCUUUUCUCAUGUCACAAGAAGUAUUUACCCACCUGGCGUCAAUGGCGAAGAGAGACUUGGCUUUUGGACUUCUUUGGAAGUCAAAGAUGAAGUAGGGCCAGCUGGCGGAGAAGCUGCUUUCCAAGCGAGUGCCGAUGGCCAAAACUUAGGUAAGCAAGUUGCCGUCAGUUCUUCGGAUUCUGAAGGUGAUAGUCGCUGGCACCCAAGCUAUCUCACCGACGGAAAUGUAGACAGCGGACUUGAUGUUCGUUUCGGGUGGUCCUCUGUGCUUCACCUCCUACCCACUGGCACAGAAUGGGCGCAAGUCAACUUUGGCGCUAGCCAAAGCAUUGGGAAGGUUGUUUCGUUCUCGCGUAGCGGUUUUUUGGAGCAGAGAGGCUCUGGAUUUCCUGCUGAUCAUAACAUUCAGGGUUCAGUUGAUGAAUCGUAUUGA